Messenger RNA from Ogataea parapolymorpha DL-1, 495 nucleotides. RefSeq lists its product as uncharacterized. Lineage: Eukaryota; Fungi; Ascomycota; Pichiomycetes; Pichiales; Pichiaceae. The transcript has a single exon. Bases 1 to 495 code for a protein of 164 amino acids. The record is from RefSeq and is a predicted model, not a curated record. Gene Ontology annotation, cellular component: endoplasmic reticulum membrane; endoplasmic reticulum. Gene Ontology annotation, biological process: intracellular protein transport; endoplasmic reticulum to Golgi vesicle-mediated transport.
AUGUCAUUGCAGAUGAUGAUUGUAUUUGGCCUAUUGGUCACCGAAAUGACGCUAAUGACGAUUCUAGUUAUGCCUUUGCCCCACAAGGUUCAGGACGGUUUUGUCAACCUGGCUUAUAAGUUACUACAAAAUCCCAAUGUCAAGGUAGGAUUGGUAUUUGGGGCCUCAGUGCUCGGCAUGAUGUUCAUGGAUGCUCUUAGAACCGCCGUUCCAAAAAUACCCAAAGAGUAUCAUCCCGGCAUGCCAGCCUCCGGGAAUGUUCCACCAGUGCCUACAAUGAUGGCUGGUGCUACCUGGAGCGAGGUGCGGGUCCGCAAAUUCUACUCUCAACGCAACAUGUACUUGACCGGUGGUACUCUCUUCCUCGGCAUCGCUAUCUACUUUAACAUCAUUCUUUUAAAGAGCAUGGUCAAAAAUAAGGAGAAGCUGAUUCAGGCCACGGUUGUUAGCAAAGAAAAAAAAAGGGUGUUUCCACUGUGGAAUACGAGGAACUAA